Messenger RNA from Mercenaria mercenaria, 2691 nucleotides. RefSeq names its product zinc finger protein 808-like. The transcript has 3 exons. The coding region runs from base 760 to 1965 and encodes 401 amino acids. NCBI's taxonomy places the organism in Eukaryota, Metazoa, Mollusca, Bivalvia, Venerida, Veneridae. Gene Ontology annotation, molecular function: DNA-binding transcription factor activity; RNA polymerase II cis-regulatory region sequence-specific DNA binding. Gene Ontology annotation, biological process: regulation of transcription by RNA polymerase II. The record is from RefSeq and is a predicted model, not a curated record.
UAGUUUCGCCAUUUAUCCUGAAAAUUUUAUUAUAUUGAUACUGCUGCUUUGGACGUGUUGGAUAUUAAAAACAUGUAUGGGUGAAUUAAUGAGAAACUUUUUAAACAACAUCGUUCAACAUAAUAUUGAUAAGAGAUGAUGUCGAAUUAAUGGCAGAUACGAUAGUGGGCUUGCAAAUGCAGUUAAAAUCUUUGAAUAAAUUUUGCAAUGAAAGCAAACUUAAAGUCAAUAUCAAUAAAACAAAGGUGUUAUUGUUUAAAAAAGGCGGAAAAUUACCAAGUAAAGAAAAUGAUUUUGAAAAUGGUACAACCCUUUAUUUUGAUACCAACUUAGCAGAGCAAAGAAAAGGAACAAGUACAGACCUAAACAAAAACAGAUAGCUAAAACAUUACAGUAAAUUACAAAAGAGAGUUUGCACAUGAUCGAUAUUCCUUAUAAGCCCAUUUCCAACACAAACCUCCACAAAACUCAGUGAGGCAUAAAAGAGACACAUGAGAAUACACACAGGAGAGAAAUGUUUUAGAAGUUAUGUUUAUUUCAAGGAGUUACCCAAAGUGACAUUGAACAAUAUAUAAAAAUAAUAUAAAGAAUCUUGUCACAGCUGUCAUCUGAAGAAAAAGUUAGAACGUGCACAGGAAGAAAAUAAAUGAUUUCUAAUUAUGCAUGUAAUGAAAGAGGACAUCUACAAGAAGGAACUUCGAAAUCAUACUAGAGGGAAAUGCUUUAAGUGCCCUGUUUGUGAUUAAACACAGUGAUAAAAUGAAGAGACAUUGGAGAGUUCAUACUGGAGAAAUAUGCUUUAAAUGUGAUGUUUGUGACUAUACUUGUAAUCUAAGCAAUAGUCUGAAGAGACAUAGGAGGAUACAUACUGGAGAGAAAUGCUUUAGAUGUGAUGUUUGUGACUUUGCUUGUAAUACUGGCGGUUCUCUGAAGAGACAUAGAAGAAUACAUACUGGAGAGAAAUGCUUUAAAUGUGAUGUUUGUGACUAUGCUUGUAAUGAUGGCAGUAGUCUGAAGAAACAUAGGAGAAUACAUUCUGGAGAGAAAUGCUUUAAAUGUGAUGUUUGUGACUAUGCUUGUCAUCAGAGUGGUAAUCUAAGGAGACAUAGUAGAAUACAUACGGGAGAAAAAUGCUUUAAAUGUGAUGUUUGUGACUAUGCUUGUAAUGACAGCAGACGUCUGAAGAUACAUAUAAGAAUACAUACUGGAGAAAAAUGCUUUAACUGUGAUGUUUGUGACUAUGCUUGUAUUGACAGCAGUCGUCUGAAGAUACAUAGGAGAAAACAUACUGAAGAGAAAUGCUUUAAAUGUUCUCUUUGUGACUAUGCUUGUAAUGAUGACAGUCGUCUGAAGAUACAUAUGAGAAUACAUACUGGAGGGAAACACUUUAAAUGUGAUGUUUGUGACUAUGCUUGUACUGACGGCAGUAGUCUGAAGAAACAUAGGAGAAUACAUUCUGGAGAGAAAUGUUUUAAAUGUGAUGUUUGUGACUAUGCUUGUCAUCAGAGCGGUAAUCUGAGGAGACAUAGUAGAAUACAUACUGGAGAAAAAUGCUUUAAGUGUGAUGUUUGUGACUAUGCUUGUAAUGACAGCAGUCGUCUGAAGAUACAUAGGAGAAAACAUACUGAAGAGAAAUGCUUUAAAUGUUCUCUUUGUGACUAUGCUUGUAAUGAUGACAGUCGCCUGAAGAUACAUAUGAGAAUACAUACUGGAGGGAAACACUUUAAACGUUCUCUUUGUGACUAUGCUUGUAAUGAUGACAGUCGCCUGAAGAUACAUAUGCGAAUACAUACAGGAGAGAAACGCUUUAAAUGUGAUGUUUGUGACUAUGCUUGUAAUCAGAGAGGAUAUCUGAAGAUACAUAGGAGGAUACAUACUGGAGAGAAACCCUUUAAAUGUGAUGUUUGUGACUAUGCUUGUAAUCAGAGAGGGUAUCUGAAGAUACAUAGGAGAAUACAUACUUGAGAGAAGUGCAUUAAAUGUGAUGUUUGUGACUAUGCUUGUAAUCACAGCAGUAAUCUGAAGAUACAUUGGAGAAAACAUACUGGAGAGAAAUACUUAAAAUGUGAGGUUUCUGACCAGCAGUAGUCUGAAUAUAUAUAAGAGAAGACAUACUGGAGAGAAAUGCUUUAAAUGUGAUGUUUGUGACUUUGCUUGUAAUAUUAAUGCUUGUCGACUGAAGAUACAUAGGAGAAUUUAUACUGGAGAGAAAUGCUUUAAAUAUGAUGUUUGUGACUAGCAGAAAUCUGAAGAUACAUAAGAGAAUACAUACUGAAGAGAAAUGACAGUUUUCACUGAAGCAGAUUAAUAUAGCUUAAUAUAUUAAUAUAUCACUAUGGACGCGGACAGGCAGUCUGUGGUAUUUUAAUGAAAAUCAGUUUUGACCAGUUCCUGACUUAAGAUUAAGGUCUUGUUUGUUUAAUCCCUUUGAUGUACCCAUUCAGGUUCUUAUCCCUUUGAUGUAUGCCUUCAUGGUCUUAUGAUAUUUGGAAGAUGUACAAUUUAAUAAUUAAGUCUGGUUGGUUUAGUAAUGUUUGUUUGUUGACCUAUUUAUAUACCGAGGUCAUAGCUAUAACGAAGUAGUCGCUGGGAUCCUGUUUCCAUUUAAACAACAUAAACAUUAUCUAAGUUUUUAGAUAAAAUUUUAAUUAGAAAUAUGGUAUAUAUUUUUGUUAAAUACAUCUUACAUUU